AGCUGUCAUAACCGAGUCGUUCUUUGUGCGGUAAAGACGUGUUUUUGCGCUCGCUGGUACGAGGUAAAUGGUGUGGCACCUGCUAGCAUAGCUUCAUAUACACACAUACACAAAGCACGGCUAGUAAAUACAGCGGAAGGAAGAGAGGCUAACGGAAGGUAUUCAUAUUGUAUCCAUACCCGCGCCGGAGUACGGUUGAUAACACAGAGAACGACGGCGGCGGGGGUGGCGGCAUCCAAAACAAAGGUGGCGAUAAAAAUUGUGCGCAAUCAGAUCGCGGUAACCCGUGGGGGACAAAAUCAGCUGGUGGUGAUGCGGUGUGGUUAGUUUUGGGGAAUAACUUUAAUCGGCGUUUCUCGUGUCGCCGGUGUGGUGCCUUAUUGAAAGAAUGUAGAGAUGCGAAGAAGAAUAAUUUGUGGGUGUGUGCUGCGGCUUACUGCCAAAGUGUGAAAAUUUAUGACGAUUUGAUGAAGUGUACGAAAAUUAUUUCUGACAGUUUGCUGGGAUAGCUGCAAGUGUUGUAUUAAUAGUUAAAUUUGUCUAUUAGGCUGGUUUACUUGAUGGAAAGGCAUAUUUAUAGCACAAGGAUUAUCCGUUGGAAAGUAGAGUAGAAUAACAAGUUCAUGAGUGGUCUCUUGUACCUAGGAAAAUCAACAUAACCCCGCCUGGUGUACUAUUCCGCCAGAGGUUUUUUUACAGCUUCCAGAUUGUGCAAAUUACAAAGAUGGAUGGAUCAGAAUGUGUGAAAAACGAGAGUAAUGAUCACUAGGCGAUUAUUGCGUAGACAGUGUGUUAAAAGAUAUUAAAACAACUACUAGUACCAUUGUGGCCAAUAGAUUUAGAAGUAAAAAGUGUCCUUUUGUGGUAUUAAAUCAGUGAUAAAGUGUCUCACGCGUAUGCGCGACAUGCGGAUCUAUCAGUGCCGAAUGGAUUAACCUCAACUAUCGUUUCUUACCGAUUAGAAGUACAGUGAGGCUGGACAUCGCCCCCAAAAUGGCCAACUACUUCGCCUGUUUGGUGAUCCAGCGAUUGGUACUACCGCUGAUUCUGGCAAUAUGUUGCCUGAUGAGGCCGGUAGGACUAUCACUUCCGUAUUUGUUCUUCCUCCUUUUUCUACCGUUUGUGCCAGUAGCAACGCCAAGAAGUAUAAAAGGUUCCACCGGGAUCUAUUUUAAGAUAUACAUCGCACUCAGCAUUUUGCUUCUAGUAGGGCAGAUCACCUUUCAGAUAGUGUUUAUAGUGCUAGGCUACGAGCUGAUCGAAUCAUGUCAGUUUCUGGAAAUGCUGCUGCGACACAUCGGGCUGGUGAAGUUCGGGGAUCUCGAUGCGUCGAUGGUCGUCUACUGGAUCUCUCCAGAGAUAAUUAUGAGCUUCACGGCGGUGAUUGUGUUUGUGAUACUCCGGAAACUGUCAGCCGAAAAUAUCGGAUCAGGGCAGGGGCCGGCUAGUCCUAGCUCGCUGGAAGCACCCGAGAUGCAGUCCUUGCGAUACGAUUCUAAUCCAGUCAGUCGGGAAAAGCUGGCCUUCCUCACAAAGUUUGGCGUCCUGCUCAGCGUGGCAAUGCUCUGCCUGGCAGCCGUUUUGCAACCGUCCGUCCCCAGUGGGAUCUAUUUUGUAAUUUUUUUGGGAUCCGCCACUUGGUGGGCAUGCUACAAAGAAUUGAAUAGAGCAUUUGGAAUAGUUUUAAGGAUAACACUAGUGUUUUUAUUUAUACACAUCACUGGUUUUCUGGCCUACCAGAACCCGUGGCCUCAGCAGCUUCUACCGGCGAACGAAACGCUGGCGCGGAUUUUCGCUCUAACGCCUAUCUUGAGCUCGUCCUGUGACAAUUUGACUGACAUCCGUUACGUGAACUUCGAUAGCGAUCUAGGGUCAGAUUAUUAUUUCAAUCCGGUUGUACUGAUGCUGUGUUACUAUUGUAUAUCAAUCACUUCAUCACUUCUUAUGAAACCAAGAUUGACGGAGAAGGAGCUCAAGCGACAGGAGCUCUUCUACCAGCUCGAAAGUGGAGUCCGUCUGCAGCGGCAGAUUUCGUUUCGCAUGCAUAGAAAGAAUAUCCUCCGCAAGACGCUAACCAGCGACCGGUGGCGUGGAGCUGCGCGUAAGCUGAUGCGCGGCGGAACGCGAAGGGUGCGCGAUGCCUCCUCGUCCGAAGCGCAAAAUUCGCAACAAAAUGAUAGUAUAGCAAUGCAAAUGAUCGGCCGUAAAAAUAUUCCAGACGAGGAAGACUCGACAAGCUUCUUCGAGCAAAUCAUGCUUGCAGUAGGUAAUGUGGCCGGUUUCAUUUACAAGAACAGUUACAUUUUCACCAACGUGAUAAUGAUGACAUGGAGCAUAAUGUUCCACAGUUGGCUAACCUUCGUGUUGCUCAUCUGGGCCAAUUUGAUCUGGAUCAUGCCAAAUCAGCGAAAAAAUAUGCUUAACUCUAGUCCCUUCCUAGUCAUCUACGCAGAACUGUUACUGUUGGCUCAAUAUCUGUACGGAAUGAAGCUCACCGACGAUGAACUGCCGUCCACUGUCAAUAUUACCGGCAUCAAUCUCGCCCAAAUCGGACUGAUCAAGUAUCCGGACUAUCCAUGUUUGCCGCUGAUGCUGAAGUCAAUUUUCACCACCAUGUUCUGGAUUUCGCUGCGGCAGAUGAUCCAGGAGAAGCAGCUGGAGCGACGUACCUCUGCGAUUGCCGAUAUGGCUGCCCCGUUACAGGUAACCGUGGGUGCCGCCACGACGGCUGCGUCCACUUCGGGGAUUGUACCGGAGAAGAAAUCUUCCGCCUUCAUCACCCAUGCCGGCACAAUGAUCAACUCGUUCCUGAUCAAGUUCUGGAUCUGGGUGGUGGCGAUCACGUUGUUCCUAUCCGGCAUGACGGGGAACAGAAUGACCGGUUUUCGGAUAGUGUACAUGGCAUUAUUUUUGAUAUUCGUACUCACAUUCCAGUUUUCAUUCAAAGUUUGGCGUAAAAUGAUGUACGCAUUUUGGCUGACUGUGAUCGUAUACUCCAUGUCCAUCCUAGUGCUAGUCUAUACCUAUCAGUUUGAUAAGUUUCCACUUUACUGGACGGAAUACCUCAAGAUAUCUUCUACCUUGCAAAAAGAUAUCGGCUUAGAAACGUACGAGACCAAACAGCUCUUCCUUCAUCUGGUAAACCCAACCAUGAUCGUCAUCAUCACAGUCAUUCAGCUGCACUAUUGCCAUAAAAAGUUUUUGGAAAUCUCGGAAAUCCCAGUCAUCCAAGAGUCCGACAUCCCCGUGAUAUCGGAAACCAGCUCCGCCUACGGCACCUUUUCGAAGCGGAAAAAACUGAGCAGUACAAACGAAGCUCCACCGAUCGAGAAAGAUCCGGAGCCCAAAGAGGAAGACACCGGUAAACCAUCGAAAAAGAAUGACGAGGGUGACAAUACGUCUGAAAUAUUGGACGACUUACGAUUCCGGAAGCUGUCCAAGCAGGAGAUCAAAGGAUUCGCUCAAAAACUAAUCAAUCGGAUAUCAGAACUGGCUGAAAUCGUGUGGCUGUUCUUCGAAAUUCACCUACUGAAAAUCGUAUUGAUAAUUGCAUUUUCGCUUGGCGUAGAAACGGUUAGUUUGUUGCAUUUGCUGUACAUCUUCAUGACAGUGUUUGCGGUUAAAUCGCACACCACCUCGCUAGUUCUAAUCACCCGGAUAAUGUCACUUAUAUCGUCAAUUUUGCUGAUUACCACCAUGAUGUAUCAGGUGGAUUAUAUAAACGAAAACAACUACAUUAGCGAAUGUCCGAGUAUCGACGUCAAUACGACCCACGUUGAGCUGAACAAUGCUAAGUGGUUCGGAUUUCAGAAGACCGGAGCCGUUCGUAGUUUGGCGACGCUACUGCGACCCUAUUUGAUCUACAUCAUAGUCGUUACGAUUCACGCCGUUAUAGUGCUGAGGCAAACUAUUCGACGAAUCAGACUAGGUCAGUCUCCGCGAACGCCUCAUCUGAUGUUCCCGAGAGUAUCGCGGGCGGACGCAGACAAGGAUAUUCCUCGAAUGAUCAAAUAUCUGUUUAACUAUGGAUUUUACAAGUUUGGAGUAGAAAUCACGCUAGUGUCUUUGAUUGUAGUGAUUGCCUUACGGAUGGAUGUUUUCUCCUGCUUCUAUGCCUGUUGGGUUUGCAUAAUGUUCCACAUGACGCGGGAGAGUGUCCGAAAGGUGUGGCAAAUCAUAACCUGGUUCACCGUUACGCUGAUACCGGUACAGUACGUGAUUUUUAUCGGUCUCCCGCCUGCGUUAUGCGUAGAUUAUCCGUGGCACAUACCAUUUUUGGACCACUUUCGAAUAUGGGCAAUGCUGCCGGAAAACACCGAGGAGUUUCGAGCGCAAGCUUCGAAAAUGGUUGCCGACUUUCUGCUGCUGAUGUUCCUCUGCCGACAGACGCUGGUCUUCCGCAUCGAGUCACGUUACUCCUCCUGUCCGGAUGACUUUGGCGGUGGAAGCAAUCAAUCGGUUCUGAAGGACAUCGACCAGUUGGGUACGGUUCCAUUCGUCAAUCCAACGCCCGAUUUCAUCGCCAAGAUCCGCAACUGGCUUGAUAUAGUAAAGCGGGGUGUUUUCCUCGUGUUUUUCUGGUUUACACUGGCGAUUGUAUUUUUGACUGGUUCCAGUCGAGUAACUUUGUUUUCGAUCGGAUAUCUGAUAGGGUCAUUUACCUUCCUGUGGCAGGGGACAGAUUUCUAUCUCCGUCCGAUCAAAGCAAUAAUAAAAUCGUGGAACAUGCUUAUCGGCUACAACGUGUUUGUAAUAACGACAAAAACGUUGCUGCAGAUGUUGGGCUGCCUGUGCCUCACGCAGUUGACCGCCAACGCCUGUUGGUUGGUUCAGCUGCUGGGAAUAUCGUGCCUGUCCGCACAAGUGGAACCACCAGUUCCUAGUAAUGUCGAACCCGAUCCAGAUGCCGCCCAGUGCAAUGUGCCUUAUGACGAUUCCGGCCUAUUUUGGGAUGGAGUUUGCUUCGCGUUUUUGCUGCUGCAACGGCGUGUUUUAUCGAGUCAUUAUUUCUGCCAUAUUAUCAAUGAAACGAAAGCGAGCACUAUUCUGGCUUCCAGAGGUGCGGAGCUAAUCGAAGAGCUUCGUAUCAAAGAUGUGAAGCAGGAAAUUGAGCGGGAGAGUCAGAUAUUGCAGAAAAUAAAGAUGAAGAUGGAUCGCAUCAAGGCAACGCAGCAGAAGAUUCUAGAACCAGUUCACGAGCCGACUACGCAUGCUAAAGAUCAAGACGGUGAACAAGUGACACGCAUUCAUAGUUUGUCGUCAUAUGCAGGAUAUCAUACGCCAAUUGAAGAUGAUGGCGCCGGAGGUUCAAUGAUUAUUGAAGGCGAGGGGAUAUCUGAUAUUCCCUCCGACAAUGGGGGAUUAGCCAUCGCGAGAGGGUCUUACCAUACGCAGGCACCAUCUCCAAGUUCUGCCCUAAUGACAGUUUCAUUGGACGCCUAUUUGGACCCACAACGAAUGUCAUUUGAGUCACCGAACGAGAUGCUGGGAAGAGUCUGUAGUCCAGAUGAAACGUUUCCUGUGUUUUCACCACCUCCAUGCGAAGUAAUGUUUCCAGUUUUGUUGCUGGAACCAACUCUAUUACCGUCUUUUCAAUAUUUCCAGAAAGAACAACCCGCUCUAGUGAUUCAAACAACAAACACUUUAAACCUUCCGAGUAAAACCGCAAUGCAAACUCGUCAGCACCGUAGACAGUCCAGUUUCAAUGCUGUGUCUUGGCCAAAUCCCAAUGAACUUACCGUUAGUCCGAGAGCACGCCGUCUGUCUAAUACUCUCACCCCGGCCGAAGUAAUUCAUAACUAUUCUUUUCCUGAAUCGUUUAUUUUUCAAAACAGUCAAUCCAAGCUCCCUUUCCAGGAUAAUGUAGAUACGGCUGCAUCACCCCGUUCGCCACGUUCCCCGCGUUCCAUCUAUCGACAGCAGCACCGCCGAAAGUCCAGUAUGGGCACCUCGGUGGCACCGGACGAGCUGACCGUGGACCCCAGCCGGCGUCGGUCGAGUUUUCUGGCUUCCCUCUUCGUAGAUGACGAUAUCACCCGGUAUGAUGAUAUGGCCGGUGGAGGAGGAGGAGGAGGAGGCAGAAAACGUUCGCGAGGUCGCAGCUUCUGGGGUCCGGUCGGUGAAGCCGGUUUGCGCGAUUCGAUUCGGUCUGCUACCUCGCGGUCACCGGUUUCCCAUCACGAGUAUUCCCGUUCGCAUCGACCGAGUCUAUGGCGCCGAAUUUCGGAGAACAGAUCAGCGGCUAUUCGCUCCGGUGACUAUUACAUGUUCGAGGACACCGAGCAUGAGUUCGAGCUGGACCUGAUGCAGGCGCGGGAUUCCGACGAGGAGUCCGAUAAGAAGGAGCGUCGCCUAAGCCGUAAACAUCUAACCCUCGGAAAGUUGAUAGCGAAAAUCCGAGAGCAAAACGUACGGGACGCACAAACCGCCGGCGAAGAGCCAUCGCCGGAGUGCCCGAUCAGGGCGGCCAGACGCAGUUCGACAUCGGUUCUGCGGCGGGCCUCAUUCAUACGCGAUAGUGAACCUGCUGGAACGACAGACCGCACCGGGACCACGGCAACGGAUCGUUCCGCCAUUUCCGAACCAAUUCCACGCCAUACUCAUUUUGAACCGGCAACGUUUAAAGUUGAGGACGAAGAACCUGACGGUCAAAAACCGAGUACAAGCAAAGAUACCAAGCAGCAUGGCCAAAGUUCGCUGGAUGAGGAGGCUCGCCUUAUCAGUGACGACGACGAUGAAGAGGGUGACACGCAGCAUUCUGGCAAGGCGAAGAAGUCCAAGUUUUCGUUCUCUGGGUUGCAUCUGGUUACGGCAUUCCUGGCGGGAGCCCUAGGUUCUCUGACGCUACGCUUGCAUCGCGUAUCGCGAAGCUAUCGGUACGUGAUGAAGGUAUUGGCGAAGGAGAAGAAAAGCUUAAAGGAAACUCCUGGUUUUGGAGCUGGAAUGAGAACUGGUUCCAGUAUGGUGUGGACUCCUGUUCAGGGAUCUAUCAGAUCCGGAGGUAGUUCGCGCUCAGGUGCUAGCACUAGUAGUGGCAAGUCCAUUACUGGAACGCCGAUUCCCAGUAGAGUCGCUUUCUCCCGUAGUGUAAGCAACAGUAGAACAUCAUUGCGUUUAUCUACCGAUCCGCAACCACAUCAACAACAACAACAGCAACAAUCUUUAGCUCCUGCACCACCACCAACACAGCAACAAAUAUCAUCAAUUGGUUCAUCCAAAGCUGUCACUAUUGCAAGCAGCCAUGAACUGUCAUCCCCAGCCAUACACGCUGACCCGUACGGUCCAGCGGAAGAAGGCCGGCUCCACCAGGUGAGUGGACUCGGAGCUGCCCUAGCGAUGAUGGCCCGACGGGAUCACCAGGUGAAGGAAGACAAAUCGGUGGAUUCUGUCGAUACUAUCAACAAAUUUCCCGGAGAAGACGACAUUUCGGAAGAGGAUUUCGCGAGUCAGGAACAUACCGUAGUGGUGGAGUUUCUACAAGCAGCUUGGUACGCUGUACUGUCGCAUACAGACUUCAUCUGUUACUUCUUGGUGUUUUUAAAUCAAAUCAAAUCAUCAAGUCUCCUGUCGCUGCCUCUCCCGCUAAUGGUUACACUUUGGGGUACUUUAACCUUCCCUAGGCCAUCGAAAAACUUCUGGGUGACCCUCAUCGCUUACACACAAACGGUAGUCAUACUGAAAUGUAUCUGUCAGUUCGAAAUGCUUUGGUGGAAUCAGAAUCCGAUCCCUCCGAAUCAACCCUUCAGCCCGGCGAGGCUCAUCGGAAUCGAACAGAAGAAAGGUUAUGCGACGUACGAUCUGGCCUUGCUGCUGGUGUUGUUCUGUCACCGCUUCAUUCUGAAAUCGUUGGGCCUUUGGAAGUCUGAUUUUGUCGAAGAACCAGAUCUUGAGGAGGGUCUGUAUAAGAUGGACAUCAACGAUGAAAAAACCAAAGCUCUAAUCAGUGCCGCUGAGGAAGCAGAGAAACAACGCGAAACGUUCAUCAUCCGGCAGGACAUUGCCACCGAGUUGACCAUGGUUAAGGUGGAGGAGGGUGCCGAACGCCACGUGUCGGAUGACACGGGCAACGGAACCGCGCUGGUGUGCAUUACGCAUCACAGUGAAGACUCGGGCGAUUAUUUUCCGCAGAUUGUGAAGCAUUCGUUCCUAAAGUACACCGCCAAUGUGAAGGCUUUUUUCAGCCAGCUGUUGGAUCGGCAGUCCCGGAAGACGGCCGAUGUGUACGGUUAUCUCUUUUUGUGCGAUUUUAUUAACUUUUUUGUGAUUCUUUUCGGAUUUUCCGCCUUCGGAACCCAGGAAGGUGACGGUGGUGUGCUAUCCUAUUUUGAGGAGAACAAAGUGCCAAUGACCUUUUUGUUGAUGUUAAUAAUCCAGUUCUUCCUGAUCGUGGUUGACAGAGCACUCUACCUGCGAAAGUACAUUGUUGGAAAGAUUUUGUUUCAGUUUUUCCUCAUCAUUGGACUGCACAUAUGGAUGUUCUUUGUGCUGCCGGCGACAACUGAGCGAAGCUUCAACGCUACAAAUCCACCGGUUUACUACUAUCUCAUCAAAUGUUUCUAUCUGCUGUUUUCAGCCUAUCAAAUUCGUUGUGGGUAUCCGGCAAGAAUUUUGGGCAAUUUUGUUACCAAGGGUUUCACCAUGAUCAAUUUUACUGGGUUCAAACUUUUCAUGACAAUUCCGUUCCUGUUUGAGCUUCGUACGUUGAUGGAUUGGAUUUGGACCGAUACCUCCAUGACGCUGUUUGAUUGGCUAAAAAUGGAGGAUAUAUUCACGAACGUUUAUCAGCUGAAGUGUAUGCGUCAGUUGGAGGAAGAUUUACCAGCACCCCGUGGUCAGAAAAAGGGGUCACUCGUGAAAUAUUUGAUGGGCGGAGGUAUGAUGUUCGGCAUAAUUUUGCUAAUUUGGUUCCCGUUGGCUUUAUUCGCCUUCAGUAAUGCUGUUGGAGAGCCUAAUCUACCUUAUGACGUGUCUGUCUCCCUUCGCAUUGGUCCGUAUGAACCAGUGUACAUGAUGUCCGCCCAGGACAAUAACAUCCACGGCCUUAAUGAUCCACAAUGGGAGAAAUUCAUGCUGCCGUAUGCGAAAGAUAAAACAGCACUAACAUUCCUUUCGAAUUACGAACCGGUGGAUGUGGCGGCUGUCAAGCUGGGAGCGAAUUCUACCUCAAUUUGGAACAUUUCCCCACCGGAUAAGGCCCGGCUAUUGAAUGACCUGAAUACCACCGCAACACUGACGUGCCGCUUCCGAUACACCAUCAGCCGCAAGUCACAUUCCAAGGAAAAUCCCGGUACGGUGUCCGAGGAAAAAUCGUACGAGCUUGAACCGGAUGAUCCGGCCCGAGCGGCACUGGUGAAGAUGCUGUCCACCGACACCAACAUGACCGUCUCGUUGCCGUACAUGAUGCCAAAGUUUUUGAAGGUGAAAAAUAGUGGAACAGUGAGACCGAUUCAUCAGUUGAUUCCGGCUGCAGACACUGACGACAGCGAACGCAACUAUCGUAACAUAUCGUUGCGACUGUUCCAAACACACAUGAACAACACGAUCCCUCUGUUCUGGUGGGAGGUCAAAGAGAACUGCUCGGAUCCAACGUCUGCCAUGUUUAUCAACAUGCCAUACGCUGAUUGCUUUUCCCAUCUGGUGAUGUACAUGUUCAACGAUAAGAUCUUUCCGAGUACGAUCAGUUCCAUUGCUGCCGGCGGCAUCAUCGGUAUCUAUUCCACGUUGAUCCUGGUCUUUUCGCGAAUGCUGCGAACCAGCAUCUUUUCCGGCGCAAGCUCGAAAAUCAUGUUCGAGGAUUUGCCGUACGUGGAUCGUGUGUUGCAGCUUUGUUUGGACAUUUACCUGGUGCGAGAAUCGCUCGAAUUUACGCUAGAGGAAGACCUAUUCGCCAAACUGAUCUUCCUCUAUCGGUCACCGGAGACGAUGAUCAAAUGGACUAGGCCCAAAAAUGAGGAAGGGGACGAUGACAGCGAUUCCAUGAGUACUAGCUCAAAGUCGCGCAAAAAGAAUGACUAAGGUUUAAUCUAAUUUUACUCUCAAUUAUUGCCGGUGAUAUUACUUUGUAAGGAAUAAUUGCCUAUUUAUUGUACCACUGUUAGAUCAAGCGCAAUCACUGUUCUGUUUUAAACAUGAACCCACUGGUAUAGUUAGUUAGCUUAUGUUAUUAAUUUUGGAUAUUUUGUUGAGUUAUAGAUUGAUUGUAAGAUUGAAUUAAAAUAUUUUGAUUAUGAAAUUCAAAUGAUGUAAAUAAUCUUAGAACACAUUCUAGUGCGUAUAGCCUCUCGAAAAGUUAGGGUGAACAUGAAAUUUUUUUCGCGUCAUAAAUCUAGUCUCUCAUUGAAAAACUAAAAAAACUGUGGCGAAUUGGUAGAAAAAAAUUGACAUUCGUUGCGCAUAUCCAAUUUUCAGCUUCGGUGCGACGACCGAGCAGUCAUUUAAAAAAUCAAACUCGUGCACGAUUCGGAAACGAUAUACCUUUGAGAAAAAAAAAUCCGAUAAAAAAUUUAUAGCAAUCUAUUUUUGUAGUUUAAGUGAAAUACAAUUUGUAAACGAUCUGAGAA
Molecule: messenger RNA, 10559 nt
Organism: Wyeomyia smithii (pitcher-plant mosquito)
Lineage: Eukaryota; Metazoa; Arthropoda; Insecta; Diptera; Culicidae
Gene: Piezo
Product: piezo-type mechanosensitive ion channel component
Exons: 31
Coding region: 994-10014 (3006 amino acids)
Source: RefSeq, a predicted model, not a curated record